This is a messenger RNA of Mesorhabditis belari, 750 nucleotides long. The record is from the annotation of a GenBank genome assembly. NCBI's taxonomy places the organism in Eukaryota, Metazoa, Nematoda, Chromadorea, Rhabditida, Rhabditidae.
AUGUGGCCCCGUUCAAUUCUCAUCACUGGCGCUAGUCGGGGAAUCGGGCUGGGAUUGGUGAAGGAAUUCUUGGCAAGAUCCGAAGUGGAACACGUAUUUGCUGGAGUCAGGGAUCCAAAUAGGGCACCGAAUUUGGCCUCAAUCAGCGAUCCGAGGCUAAAAGUGAUCGCUCUAGAUAUUCUUUCGGAUCAAUCGAUUGAAGGAGCUGUUGAAGAGAUUUCAAAAGUUGUCGGUGAGAAAGGAUUGAAUGUUUUGGUGAACAAUGCUGCUAUAAUGGUUCAAUAUCAUUUCCACGAAUCACCGAAUCGGGCGAAAAUCGACGAGGUGAUGCGCUCGAAUGUCACGGCGCCGAUCAUCGUCACUCAUUAUUUCCUGCCACUCCUCCGAAAAGCCCUACCACGCGAUGCGAAUUUCCUUCCCUCUCAUGCAGCAAUUAUCAACAUUGGCUCGGAUUAUGGAUCUUUGACGAAAUGUUCAGUUUAUGGAUCGGGCGGAGAAUUGGGGCAUUUACCACAUAAAGUCAGCAAGGCUGGAUUGAGUCAAUUCUCUCGAGUUCUAUCGGAAGAUUUGAAAGCGGAGAAGUUGUUGGUGGUGACUUUGCAUCCAGGAUGGGUUUCAACUGAUAUGGGGACAGAUGCCGCCGAUAUUUCGGUGGGGGAGAGUGUCGGCGCGCUGGCCUCAACAAUCGAGCUUCUCAAUGAAACUCAUCAUGGUGGAUUCUUCGAUAGAAAUGGAGAACCCUUACCAUUG